GAAUCCAAUAUCGGACGUUAAAAUCAAAAGCGCAGCCGCUCUUUUCAGUAGCAACGUAUCGGCCAUAAUUUUGAAGCUAAUUUGCUUUAAAACGUAGAUCAAACGUAGAGUUUAGCUCAUAGAAUUGGCGGAUUUUGUGACGUUCGGUCCAAAUAUGUCCGCUGCGUCGUUACAGGCAGCUGACGUUUACUCAUCCUAACUUUUUCAUGUGCGCCACAGAAGAGUCUGCAGACGUCUGUGGUAAUAACGUUACUGAAGACCCCGAACUUCUUCCUUCUCAAGCGUGUAAAAUAAUAUGAGCAAAGAGUCCAGAAUGAGGGCAACAGUGAACCAGAAGCUGACAGAGAUGGGUGAGCGAGAGAGACUGAAGGAGUUACUGAGAGCUAAGCUCACUGAGUGUGGAUGGAAGGACCAGAUGAAGGCUCACUGCAAAGAAGUCAUCAAAGACAAAGGCUUGGAGCAUGUCACUGUGGAGGACCUGGUUGUAGAGAUUACUCCUAAAGGAAGAGCUUUGGUGCCAGACAGCGUCAAGAAAGAGCUUCUACAGAGAAUAAGAGCAUUCUUAGCUCAGCAUGCCACAUAAUUUAGAUUUACUUAGACCAUCAGCCUAUACUGUCAAGAUAUAGAAUAUUUUAUAAUCAGGGUUCAAAAUUAACUUUUUUGUCCACCAGCCAAAUGGCUAAAUGUUUCAAUUUUACCAGCCACUCAAUAGAUUACUAUUGGUUUUUUGGCUAGUGAGUGAAGCAAAUCUACCAGCCACAUGCAUAUUAUACAAGCAUUUGGCUGGUGGCUGUUGCUAAUUUUGUGCCCUGUUUAUAAUAAAUUAAUAUACUUAAAUUGUGAGAUUUUCUUUUCAUUUGAGAUUUUGGCUGACACACUACACGCUUGGUUAUUUGGUUGUGUGUUUUUACUGAUCCUGUGACUGCAGUUAUUACAUAAGUUUUGUAAAUGUACUUGCACUGUUGAAAUAAAGGUUUUGAUCUGUUGGAA
This is a messenger RNA of Thunnus maccoyii (southern bluefin tuna), 990 nucleotides long. It is a transcript of the gene eny2, whose product is annotated as ENY2 transcription and export complex 2 subunit. Bases 296 to 583 code for a protein of 95 amino acids. The transcript is spliced from 5 exons. The record is from RefSeq and is a predicted model, not a curated record. Gene Ontology annotation, molecular function: transcription coactivator activity; chromatin binding. Lineage: Eukaryota; Metazoa; Chordata; Actinopteri; Scombriformes; Scombridae. Gene Ontology annotation, biological process: poly(A)+ mRNA export from nucleus; regulation of transcription by RNA polymerase II; positive regulation of DNA-templated transcription. Gene Ontology annotation, cellular component: nuclear pore; DUBm complex; SAGA complex.